AUGAAUAUCGAGCCAAUCGCGGAACACGCACUGGACACAGGACACAAAAUAGACUUAGAAAAUGUUGAGGUUUUGAGGCGAGGACUACGGUCCACGCUACACAGACUGAUGGACGAGGCGGUAGAAAUCGCCAGGCAUCCCUUUCGUGUGGAGAACGGUCUUGGGUCACUCGAGCUAACACCUGUUUGUGUGCCAUUAUCAGAGGGACGGGUAGUCAUCAUCUGGAUUCCACUUAAUCUUACGCACAUCCCCUCACCCCAACUAAAUUGUCGCGACAUUCACAUGUCCACGAAGAUCAAAGAAAAUCUACCAGUGGCACGCGAGCAAGCCUUGUUCCCAAUGAUGUCCGUGCAAGUGCCAUUUCGUUUGACACUGUUCGAGUUACCUGGUCUGGUCUGGCGUGUUCUGUUUCGGGCCCAGCCAACAGCAAAAGGGCGGUCAACAAAACAGGCAAUAAUUACAGAGGAACAACUUCAAGCAGGGUUCGUAGAACUCGCGAUUGAGCCGUGCACGCUCUAUGCAGUAUACAUGGACAUAGAUACCUUCGGGAAUCAGUACAGGUCUCAAGUUUCAAUGAUAACCUCAAUGGACGACUUAAGCACGAGGGCUGAACUACUGCCAGAUUGCUCAAGCCUGGAUCGAGGAAGUCGAAAGGCAGAGGAUGGGUUCGAACCACGGACAUUCCGGUCAGUAACUUCACGCUCUAACCACUGGGACAAAUGCAACGCUCUACUCUUGAGCCGGAUUUUGAAGAAAUAUCGUUCAGCUGUAGAACCCUCUCGGCGCUACAUGCCACCCGAAGGAAGCACGAGGACUGGGAUGCUGCCAGGUUGCCCAAACCCAUAUAGGGGAUAUCGAGAGGCAGAGAAAAUAUUUCAUCAUUCAACUGUAACGCACUUUCGGUGUCUAACUGCCACCCCGCCCGAAGUAAGCACGAGGGCUGAACUACUGCCAGAUUGCUCAAGCCUGGACAGAGGAAGUCGAAAGGCAGAGGAUGGGUUCGAACCACGGACAUUCCGGUCAGUAACUUCACGCUCUAACCACUGGGACAAAUGCAACGCUCUACUCUUGAGGUUACAAUUUGGGUUCAUGUGGAACAUGGAGUUGAGAGAAAUUUGGGGACUCUUUGCUAACAUACCUGCACCAAACGUCUACGUGUUGAAUGUCAAGCCUGGAAUUCAGAGAGUCAGUUGGGACGAUCUGAGUGGACAGACAAUUUGUGAUUACCUCUAUGUGGUCACGCAAACAAACAAAAGGAAUAACACGGUAUACAUCCGUCGUACAACGGCAACAGAAAAACUCUUUGUCCAGCUAGAACCAUGCACGGAAUACGAGUACACGGUCCACAUUCAGCGGAGGAAGCUCGAAUCCGCCGGACCGAAAUCAACCCCCGCAACUGAAUGUGCUGCACCAGGUCGCCUCAUGUUUCAGUCGCUACGAUAUUCGAGAUAUCGCAACACAUGUAUAUUUUGUGAUGCACUACUCACAAGGUUGCUGAAUACUCCUCGACAGCCCACGACCGGUUUCGCCCUUCUUCUGGUGCAGCACAUUCAGAUGCUUGAAAAUGUCAUAAAUGGGAGAUUCAGCUAG
Opisthorchis viverrini is the source of this 1590-nucleotide messenger RNA. RefSeq lists its product as hypothetical. Lineage: Eukaryota; Metazoa; Platyhelminthes; Trematoda; Opisthorchiida; Opisthorchiidae. Bases 1 to 1590 code for a protein of 529 amino acids. The record is from RefSeq and is a predicted model, not a curated record. The transcript is spliced from 11 exons. Gene Ontology annotation, molecular function: protein binding.